GAAGGUGGAAGCAGAGAUAACAUGUCUGCGAUUGUUUGCGGUAGCAAGAGAUCUCUGUUCGAGGAUUUGUCCGCCGCUUCUUCCCCUCCCGUCUCCAAGAAACUCCGUUACUUUUCUUCUUCCUCUGCUCCGCCUCGUUUCCCCUCUCCCGCCUCCUCCUCGCUCCUCCUCAAUCACCUCGCCGCGAUUUUCCCCGAUAUGGAUAAUCAAAUACUUGAGAGGGCAAUCGAGGAAUGUGGAGAUGAUAUUGAUUCUGCGAUUAGAUGUUUGAAUCAGCUUCGUUUAGAAUCAACCAAUAAUAACUCAGAAUCAUCUCUAGUCCAUGAAGAAGCAAAAGUUGAAGGAGGAGGAUCAUCAGGGAAGGAGGAAGUCUUGAACAUGGAUGGCACUGAAUGGGUUGACCUCUUUGUCAGGGAGAUGAUGAGUGCUUCAGACAUGAAAGACGCAAAAGACCGUGCUGCAAGAGCCUUAGAAGCUUUGGAGAAGUCCAUCAACGCACGUGCUGGUGCUGACGCGGCGAUGCAGAGCCGUCUCCAGCAGGAGAACUCGAUUCUGAGGCAGCAGUUAGAAGCUAUUGUCCAGGAGAAUAGUUUGCUUAAACGAGCGGUGGUGACGCAGCAGAAACGGCAGAAGGAGAGUGAAGAUCAAAGUCAGGAGUUGCAGCAUCUGAGGCAGAUGGUUACUCAGUAUCAGGAACAGCUGAGGACUCUUGAGGUGAAUAACUAUGCGCUUACGCUUCAUCUGAAACAAGCGCAGCAGAAUAAUAGUUCAAUCCCGGGACGGUUCCAUCCUGACGUGUUCUAAUGCUUGUGUUUGUCAGAGGAAUGCUCAGAGGUAUCUCUAAUUUCAGUUUUCAGUGGUUUGUUGUAUGUUUCUUCUGUCUUCUACGUUGGUUUGUGGUUAUUAAUAAUACUGAAUUAUGGAAUUGAUUGAUGAAUGGCUAUAGUUGGAGAACAAUAGUGUGUCCGAAGCAGUUGUAUUUUCAGACGAGACUUUGAGACAUGUGUUUUGUAAAGUUACUAGUGUAUUUCAUACUAUUUACAAAAAUUGAAACAGAU
Eruca vesicaria subsp. sativa (arugula) is the source of this 1058-nucleotide messenger RNA. Lineage: Eukaryota; Viridiplantae; Streptophyta; Magnoliopsida; Brassicales; Brassicaceae. The record is from the annotation of a GenBank genome assembly.